This is a messenger RNA of Strongylocentrotus purpuratus (purple sea urchin), 4853 nucleotides long. Its product is annotated as bifunctional coenzyme A synthase-like. The coding region runs from base 23 to 1699 and encodes 558 amino acids. The record is from RefSeq and is a predicted model, not a curated record. Gene Ontology annotation, molecular function: dephospho-CoA kinase activity; pantetheine-phosphate adenylyltransferase activity; ATP binding. NCBI's taxonomy places the organism in Eukaryota, Metazoa, Echinodermata, Echinoidea, Camarodonta, Strongylocentrotidae. Gene Ontology annotation, biological process: coenzyme A biosynthetic process. The transcript has 9 exons.
GUGGCUGUAUCGAGUCGCCACAAUGGCUCAGACGGGGGUUCUCCUACUCACUGCUCCGUUAAAUCAUCUCCGUCAGCACAUCCAGGUUAUCCUCUCUAGUGCAGCUAAGAGCAUACGACGGGUCCUCUAUGUCCAGAUCCAGCCUGGCCUGGACCUGGCAAAGACUGGUGCUUGCUUGCCGUUCCCAGUUUCGAGUGAGCUUGCCAGCUUCAUCACACAGGUUUACUCCUACUCUGGGAACUCGCACCAUUCUCUCGAUGUCAGGAUUCUUCUGAGUAAUAUCACAUGCAACUUGGCCAUUCCUUCCACAGUUCCAAGCUGUCCCCAGCUCCUCAGCUCCUCCCCUCAGCUGGUGAUGACAGACAGUCUGCUGCCCUCAGAUCAGAUCCUGAGCCAUCUCUCCCGGUGGAUCGUCAUCCAGCCCGAACCAAGGGUAGAGAAACUCUUCACCACACCUGCCACAGAUGAAACAAAGUCUAACACAGCAGGAUCAACUGCAAGAGCGGCAGCAUCCAAAGGAACAGAAUCAACGCUAGGUCAAGGAGACGGGGUCUUGAAGACAUACAGACAUGUUUGUCUUGGAGGAACCUUCGACAGGCUGCAUGCAGGGCACAAGAUACUGCUGUCAGAUUCAGCGUUGAGAGCAACGGAGAAGAUCACUGUGGGUGUCACUGAUGGUCCCAUGCUUGAAAAUAAGACUUUGAUGGAGCUGAUCCUGCCUCUCGCAGAGCGCUUGGAAGGCGUCACUCAGUUCAUCCAGGACGUAAAGCCCUGCCUCCUGCACAGCGAAGCAGUCGUACCCAUCACAGAUCCGUUUGGACCAAGUAUUGUGGUUCCUGAUAUAGAUUGUAUCGUCGUCAGCGAGGAGACCAGGAAAGGAGGUGACAGCGUCAACAAGCGGAGGCUUGAAAAGAAUAUGACGGAGCUUUCUGUCCAUUCAAUAGACAUCGUACCUGAUCAGAACCAUGCUCAACAUGAGGAAGCUAAAGUCAGUUCAUCUUCCACAAGAGCUAGACUUCUGGGGAAGCUACUACAAACACCCAAGAUAGUAGGAGAGAAACCAACCCCCUACAUCAUCGGCCUGACAGGUGGAAUAGCCAGCGGGAAGUCAUCGGUAUGUAGAAGGCUUGAAGGGUUAGGUGCUGCUAUCAUAGACUGUGAUAAGCUAGGUCAUAGGGCGUACGAACCGGGCACGCUGGCACAUCAACAGAUCAUUGAAGAGUUUGGACAAGAUGUUCUUGGUGAAGAUGAGAGGAUAAACAGAGCAGUACUUGGACCCAAAGUGUUCUCUAAUCCAGCAAGACUGCAGGCCCUUAACAAGAUAGUCUGGCCCUCAAUCCAAAGGCUGGCUCAAUCCCAGAUUGAUGAAUACACUACACAAGGUAAAACAAUCUGCAUUCUAGAUGCUGCUGUUCUAUUGGAAGCCAACUGGGAUCAGUUCACCCAUGAAGUAUGGACGUGCAUUAUUCCAAAGAAAGAGGCAGUACAGAGGAUCGUGGAGAGGGAUGGUCUGGUAGAGGAUCGAGCUCUGCAGAGGAUUGAAUCCCAGAUGACCAACGAGGAGAGGGUUGCUAGGAGUAAUGUGGUUCUAUGUACUAUAUGGGAACCAGAAAUCACACAGAAACAGGUUGAGAAGGCGUGGUCGGGUCUCCAGGGGCGUCUCCAGAACCUGGGUAAACCUGAACAACCCAAGCUAUAAAAGUAGACAGUGAUCCAGCACCUUCAGUUGAGAUGAUGGACGGUUCUUCAAAGUGAUGGUCAGAUCUGAGAGUAAUGUUUCAAAACCAAAGAUGCGGAUGGCUAUAAGGGUAUUAAUUCAUUUGAAUUUAGGUAGGAUCAAAGUUUGAGUUGAGUACUUGUCAUGCAAAUACAUUGUGAAUGAAAUUGUCUGGAAGAAGCAAUUUUGUAAAGGUUGAUUAUGUAGUGCAUAAGAAGUGGUAUAUACUGUGAGGUGUCGGAAUGAUCAAAGUGACAUUGAUGUAAUCUUGCUAAAAAUCACAUGCUAUGCACACAGAAAUGGAUAUAUGGGACUACACAUUGAUGUGGCAUGGGAGUUUGGUCCAAACCCUUUUUAAAAAAAUAUAUUCCUUGUCAUAUUUCAAAUAUGAGAGGAUAGGAAGGGUAAUCCUUUGUAGGGGAUGUUUGUUUAGGAUGUUCUUCCAACUGAUGUACAGAUAACGAGAAAGCCCACAAAUUAUUUUCCAUCUGACAUCAGAAUUUAACCUUCUCAGUGACAACCUUCUGCCUCUCAGGAGAUGAUCUAUCAUUUGAGUUCUGAUAUGAAAAAUAAUUCACCUUUGACAGAAAGAAAGAUAAAACCAUUCAGAGGUGCCAUCACAUUGCCUACUAGUCCCAGGUAUGCAUAACUGUGUUUGUGAUUAUCAAUGAAUAUUAUUUUUCUGCAAUAUUUCCUAAUCUAGUUAUGAUUUUAAUUAUCCCAAUAUCCAGAUGCAUUGAGAAAUUACUCCUACUCUUGGUAUAUUUUCUGUAGAAUAUUUUUUUCUCAAAAAGAAACUGCACUGCCAGUACUCUAAAUGAAUGUGUAAAUAUGUUGAAAUUAUUAUAUGGUGCUUUAAACAAUUCAUGCAAAUUUUAUAAAGCUGCAUUUAAAACAAAUGCAAUAAGUGUUGGAUAAUGAAUGUGACGGGGAAUAAAAUCAUUGCACUACUGAACGCAUUGACAUUUAUAAAAAGAUGUAUGUUAUACAAAGAAUGGUUGGUGUAUACAUGUAUUAACUCAAUUUAUAGAAAUGUAUGUAUAUUUAUGGUGAUGGAAAUACUACUGACUGUACUGUGCCUUAACUGCUGUAUAGUGUAUGACAUUCAAAUUACAAACAUUAGUUGUUGCUAGGUAAAACAAACAUUAAGACUUGCCCUACCCAACAACAGGUAAUAUAUGCAUUGUGCAUUCUGACUAUUGAAACACUGUUAUUUGUAACAGGUGAAUGAAAUAAUUUGUAUCGAGGCACUUUAGUAAAAAAUCUGGUUACAUUACGAAAAUGGCCUAUUGCUAUGCUGUCAUCAUCCUACAAUAAACUAAUUCUCAACUUCAACCUUGGAAUAAACACCACACCUAACCCUAGACCUGUAUCUUCUAUAAACCAAAGCCCUGAGCAUUCGUAGCUGGAGCAUAUGUCAGAGCAAUCCCUUAACUCAUAUUAAGAUUUUAAAGAAUUUCAGCUGCAUUUCAGUGGCGAAAAAAAAAAAAUCACAAUUUGUAUGAACAAAAAUGAUUUCGAACUUCUCACUAUACACACAUUGCCAAUUAAAUGGAAUUUCAUACUUAUUUUAAGUUUAAAAUCACUGGUAUCAACCCUCAUUGUAACACAAAAAAAGUAGACACAGGGUAUGUAGAAACUUCUGGUUUGUCUUCUCAUGCCCUUGAUAUUUUUCUUUAGGGUUGUGAAUCAGAAGAUUUGUUGUCAAUACACAAAAUGUAAGCAAUUGCUCUGAUUGUGUUGAGACUGGUGGAAGUAAUUAUUGUAUAUUCAAUGAUGCAAUGAUAUUCAUGUUGUCUGUUAUGGAUGGAGAGAUGAAUUAAUUAGGGCCAAACUGACAAGUCAGUUAUACUCUAGUACUGGUGGUGGUUGUUUGUACUUUGUUAUUUUUGUAUUGUUAUCCAUAAAUAAUCACUAUUAGAAAGUGUUACAUACUGAUACCUGCAAAUUGAUUUUUUUUUAUUCAAAAUGACCUGUGCAAGAUUGCAAAUAUCUGGACCCUAUUUCAUAAGCUUGUUAUCAAUACCUGUUAUAAGUUACUGAAAUCGUGGCAUUUGAUUGGCUGAGAGCAAAUUUGUCAUAGAUAUUUAGCAUUUGUUAUUGAUAACAAGUUUUAUGGAACAGGGCCUUGAUGCACAGUGGAAUGUGUUUUUUAAACGAGACAAAGCAAUGAAAAGCUGUCAAUCGAAUAAUUAUUAUCGUACCUAAUACCUAUGCAUUCCUAAUAAUUUACGUACUUGUAGUCUGUUAGUGUUGGGAAUUGUUCAACUUCGUACUACACUGUACUGUAUGUCAGGCAAAUAUGCUAUACAUCUCCAACUAUUUUUCGCUCCUUCACUUUGUCUUAAGAAUACAAAGUUCUCUUCUCAUUCUUUGCAUUUACCCCCAUUACCAAGUCCCUCAGAGAGGACUUACUGCCAUUGGUCCCCUGGUUACUUACUUAAAUGUAUACAUGCUUUCUUAGCAGUCGGGUAAAACAAUCAUCAUCAUCGUCAUCUUUAUUCUGCAUUUCGUAUUUUGUCCUCUGUGAGAACAAAAUGCAUCUUUUAUGAAAUUCAGGUUUUUUUUCUUUUAAGACAGCACAAGUAUCGCCGCAGCACAAUGUAAUUCAUUGCCUUUCAUUUUAUCUGUCAUGAUAUUGAUAAUGGUUUUUCAAAAAAAUGUGCAAUAUGAUUUCAACAACUUGAUAAUCCAUUUCAGAUGUAAUCUGCUUCAAAACAAGGUAAACUUUCACCUUUAUGUUUCCUGCUGGUCUAUUUUGAUUUGCGUUGAUGAACACUGAAAGAAUACCAAAUUCAGCCCACAUUGUAUAAUACUUCAUGUCUCUGAUUUGUCAGUAUUAUACAGAGUUAGAAAACAGUAAUCAAUAUAUUGUUAUCAAAUCGACAUGGCUAAAUAAAUUUACCUUUAACUUUGUCAUUGUAGAAGGGACAUUAUAAUAAAAUAAAUGUGAAUCUUGGUGUCAUUCAAGGCCUGGUACAAACAUUAUUGUAGUAUUCAUAAAUUUGGAAUUUUUGUAAAAGUUUGAAUUUUGUUCUCAAAGAACAAAGUUAAAUUUAUGUAAUUUGACAUUGCAUUUUUAUUAGAUAAAAAUUAUUGUGUUAAAAUGAUUAAAUAAAAUAUAUAUAUAUAUAUA